CCAGCUGAGGCCGCGGCUGGAGCCGGGCAGGGGCGCGGGAGAAGCAGGUACCAGCGCGGGCUGCGCAGCCCCAGGCGCGAGAGCUGCGCUCACUGCCUGCCGGAAGGACGGUCCCCGCGGGAGCCAGGGACCGCGGCGUCCGAGCGGGCGGGAUUGGCGCCUGGCCCGGCACGGUCCGAAGUCCGCGCUAUGGGAGAAGAGAAAUACUUGCCUGAGCUGAUGGCAGAGAAGGAUAGCCUGGAUCCAUCUUUUGUGCACGCGUCGCGCCUUCUGGCGGAAGAAAUUGAGAAAUUUCAAGGUUCAGAUGGAAAAAAGGAAGACGAAGAAAAGAAAUAUCUUGAUGUCAUCAGCAACAAAAACAUAAAGCUUUCUGAAAGAGUAUUGAUUCCUGUUAAGCAAUACCCAAAGUUCAAUUUUGUGGGGAAAUUGCUUGGACCAAGAGGAAACUCCUUGAAGAGGCUACAGGAAGAAGCAGGUGCUAAGAUGUCUAUCCUGGGCAAAGGAUCCAUGCGAGAUAAAGCAAAGGAAGAAGAGCUGAGGAAGAGCGGAGAGGCCAAGUAUGCACACCUGAGUGAUGAACUGCAUGUAUUAAUUGAAGUGUUUGCUCCACCUGGGGAAGCUUAUUCACGGAUGAGUCAUGCCUUGGAAGAGAUUAAAAAAUUCCUGGUACCUGACUACAAUGAUGAAAUUCGUCAAGAACAACUCCGAGAGUUGUCUUACUUAAAUGGCUCAGAAGAGUCUGUCCGUGGCCGAGGUCUUAGAGGCAGAGGAAUCAGAAUAACUCCCAUAGCUCCUUCAAGGGGCCGUGGGGGUGCUAUUCCUCCACCACCACCACCUGGACGAGGUGUUCUUACCCCUCGGGGGACCACUGUGACCCGUGGAGCUCUCCCAGUGCCCCCAAUAGCGAGAGGUGUCCCUACACCUCGUGCUCGUGGGACUGCAGCAGUACCUGGGUACAGAGCACCCCCACCUCCAGCCCACGAGGCUUAUGAAGAAUACGGAUACGAUGAUGGCUAUGGGGGUGAAUAUGAUGACCAGACCUAUGAGGCUUACGAUAAUAGCUACGUGACCCCGACACAAAGUGUGCCUGAAUACUAUGACUACGGUCAUGGAGUAAAUGAGGAUGCCUACGACAGCUACGUACCAGAAGAAUGGGCCACAACUCGUUCCAGCCUGAAGGCACCACCACCAAGGUCAGCCAGAGGGGGAUACAGGGAACACCCCUAUGGUAGAUAUUGAAGGUCCUCUUCACCUGUGACCUCCUCAGAGACAGUUCAUAGCCUCUGGUCUCCACAUAAACAGCAACAAGACAAGUAUGCACAAAGAACACCAUAAAUGGUAGCAGCUGUGAUGGGCUAAGGAGGAUAAAGGACUUCAUUCCUUUGUAUGGCUGAAUAGUAUUCUGCUAUGCAUAUGGACUGCAUUUACUUUAUCUGUUCAUCGGCUGAUGGCCAUUCUGGUAUUUCCAUGUCUUGACUACUGUGAAUAGAGCUGCAAUGAACAUAGGAAUGCAGACUAAAGAAGAAGUUAAUUGGGCCCAGGGCUGAAAAAAAAUGUCAUAAAAAAUGAGAUGAGAUUGGAUGGAAUGAUCAGAUAUGGAGAAAAA
Molecule: messenger RNA, 1606 nt
Organism: Peromyscus leucopus (white-footed mouse)
Lineage: Eukaryota; Metazoa; Chordata; Mammalia; Rodentia; Cricetidae
Gene: Khdrbs2
Product: KH RNA binding domain containing, signal transduction associated 2
Exons: 12
Coding region: 190-1239 (349 amino acids)
Biological process (GO): regulation of alternative mRNA splicing, via spliceosome
Cellular component (GO): nucleus
Molecular function (GO): poly(A) binding; mRNA binding
Source: RefSeq, a predicted model, not a curated record